Messenger RNA from Cherax quadricarinatus, 681 nucleotides. The record is from RefSeq and is a predicted model, not a curated record. Lineage: Eukaryota; Metazoa; Arthropoda; Malacostraca; Decapoda; Parastacidae.
CUAGUUUCAGCAGCUGUUAUAUGAAGUCUGUGAUUUUUAAUAAACCUAGUCAUAAUUAAAAGCUACUUAAUUUUUAAUUUGAUUUUACUUGCAGGACAACAAUAGAAUAAACAAGAUGUGGAGUUUUGAAGGGGACUAUCGUCGGAAACCACAGCAGAGGUUGGGCGGUGCCAGCAAAACAAAGAAUUUAGAGCGCUCAGAGCUUCUUAAUCAACUUAAAUCUGAUAGAGAAGAACGAGAGAGGCAACGACGAAGAGAGGCAGCUGCUCUUACUAUUCAGUCAUGGACCAGGGCAAUGUUGAGUCGGAAAAGAACUAAACAAGACCUUCGGCAACAGUUUGACAGUAAAUUAGCACUGGCUAAAGUUCGGGGAAUAUCUGAUGCUUCAGCCAUCAAAUUAGUUGCCUUACUUAUUAGAAUAUUUAAUGCCAAAGAAGACUGUGAAAGAUUGCUUAUGACUUGUCAGUUGGUUGUACGAGAACAGCGUCAACUAGCAGAGUGGAUAUGUGGCUCUUUACAGCGCUGGAUGUACCUGGUGCCUCGGUUGUCUAACAUGGCUCUUAAAGUUGUCACUCACUCCACAGACGGUAUUGACACUUUAUAACUUACACAAUCUAGUUCUUUUUUUAUUUUUCUUUAUGUUUACCCUCAUGUGCAUUUAUUAAACACCAUUAACCCUUU